AUGAGCCAGGUUGGUUAUUCCACUGGCAAGUGUGCCAAUGUAAAGCCCAUCCAAGAGAAGGAAGACAAUGGAACAGACGUUGUCAACAUCAACACUUACAAGCUCAGCUCCACCUCAUUGUUUGACAAGUUACGAGGACUCAGAGCUUGGGAGGUUAAAAGCAGCAUCAACGAGCACAAGGAAGCAUAA
Messenger RNA from Gryllus bimaculatus (two-spotted cricket), 189 nucleotides. NCBI's taxonomy places the organism in Eukaryota, Metazoa, Arthropoda, Insecta, Orthoptera, Gryllidae. The record is from the annotation of a GenBank genome assembly.